This is a messenger RNA of Hepatospora eriocheir, 402 nucleotides long. The record is from the annotation of a GenBank genome assembly. NCBI's taxonomy places the organism in Eukaryota, Fungi, Microsporidia, Hepatosporidae.
AUGAUUUGCAAGAGUGAUCAUAGAAGUAAGAACAGAAAAGCCCAUUUUAAUGCUGAUCAGCAAACUAGAAGAAUUUUAAUGUCAUCUAGACUCUCAGAUGAACUAAGACAGACUUAUCGAUUUAAAUCAUUUCCAAUCCACAAAGGUGAUACUGUUGAUGUUAAAGCUGGUAAGUAUAAGGGAAAGACUGGUAAAGUUAUAUUAGUUUCUAGAAAAUCAAUGAGAGUUAAGAUUGAUUCAUGUACUAUUAAUAAAUGCACUGGAGGUGUUGCUAAUAUGCCUAUUCACCCAUCAAAUUUAGUAAUAACUGAUCUUUCUAUUGAUGAAAAAAGGCAAGCUGCUCUUGACAAAAGAAAGGAAGUUUACGAAAAAAGUAAAGAAUUUUACUCUACUAAAUUUUAA